AUGCUUACAGACGAUCUAACAAGCACUUCCAAAUACGAUGCAGGCCUCCAGACCGAAGCACACUACAGUGCUCAGAUGAACGCCUUUCAGUUUAAACUCAGAUCAAAGCUUUUAAGACUUGUCCAACGUGAAACGCCUCUUCUUUCUAAAAUACAGAAAUCAUGCUACACAGAUUGGCGAGACAUCUACUUCACAUAUUCAGCAAACCUCGGGUCACACACAUUCUACGUGCUAUGUCUUCCGCUACCCGCUUGGUUUGGGUACUCCUACCGUGAUUUGGUCUAUGUUCUGGGACUAGGCAUAUUUUUCACAGGCGCAGUCAAAGAUUACCUCUGUCUUCCAAGACCGCGUUGCCCGCCUCUUGUCCGCAAAACUAUGAGCCACUAUACAUCGCAGGAGUAUGGGUGUCCCUCUAGCCACUCAGCCAACGCAGCUGCGGUGUUUAGUCUGCUUUCAUACCACAUACUAACCAACCUUGACUCGUUUACGGCUACAACGGCUAUACUGCUCAUGCUUGUUCUAUUUUUAUACUUCGCCUCAAUGGUGUUUGGACGGAUCUACUGCGGCAUGCACGGCAUCGUGGAUGUAGUGGUGGGCAUAUUAAUAGGCACAUCAACGGUAAUUCUGAGACUGAUUACCAAAUCCAAUUGGGACUCUUUUUUGACAAGCAGCUCAGUCCUGGCACCCACUAUCGCAGUGGGACUCUAUUACGCACUAUUAUACUUCCACCCUCUUCCUGUUGAUCACUGUCCGUGCUUCGAGGACAGUGUCGCGUUCAUGGGCGUGCUGAUGGGCCUCGAUAUAGGAUUCUGGUUGCUCGCCAACUCUUCUUUUAAAGCCGCAGACAUGGAGUACCAUGGUACCUGCAAAUACUCUCUGGAGCAACUCGGAUACAUGAAAAGUGCUCUUAGACUGGCCCUAGGAAUUUCCAUUCUGGCGGCCUGGAAGACUCUUGCUAAGCCACUGCUCACCAUUAUCUUGAAGCCGGUACAUUCGCGAGCGUUUGCAAGUCAAGCUACCAAACUCGACAACCCGAGCGAUUGUGCUGCACUAAGACCACGUUACGAACUACCACUUCUUGUAAGGCUUGGUGUCUAUAGCGGCAUUGCCAUCAUUGCUCUUUGGAUGGACGCCAUUUACAAAUACGUAGGACUAGCUUUGGACUAG
Ogataea parapolymorpha DL-1 is the source of this 1167-nucleotide messenger RNA. Its product is annotated as Long-chain base-1-phosphate phosphatase with specificity for dihydrosphingosine-1-phosphate. The record is from RefSeq and is a predicted model, not a curated record. Gene Ontology annotation, cellular component: endoplasmic reticulum membrane. NCBI's taxonomy places the organism in Eukaryota, Fungi, Ascomycota, Pichiomycetes, Pichiales, Pichiaceae. Gene Ontology annotation, molecular function: sphingosine-1-phosphate phosphatase activity. Bases 1 to 1167 code for a protein of 388 amino acids. The transcript has a single exon.